AGAUGAUCGAGAGGCUUCUUUCGAUACUUUUUUUUAGUGGAUUUUUUGGUAUAUAUCUUCUUCAAGAACGUUCUUUUGCGUUAAAUAAGUCUCGAGGUUUCCUUAAUCUUUAUCGAAAAUGGCAAGAACCGGCUGCUAGCUGCUGGGCACCACAGGGCCCAAGAUGAGCAAGAAGUCUACCCCUAGCAAGGCGGGAGUGACAUACAGGACCAGCUCCCGCAGGAACGGUUGGAGCUGUCCUCCUCACCCACUACAGUUUGUCGCUUGGAUCUUCAUUGCCGCCUUCGCAGUGAUGUUCCAUGGCAUGGCCGUACCCACCAUUCCGUAUCAUUGGCAGCCGGCCUGUCACAUGAUCGUGGGUGUCGUGCUCGCCGUGCACGUCAUAACGCACCUGGUGUGCCUGACCAUCAACCCAGCUGACCCCAGCACCCUGCGCAGAGACAAGAAGGCCAUGCCGGAGUUUGACCGGACCCAGCACAAGCACGUCAUUGAGAACAACCACUGCUACCUCUGUGAGGUGGAUGUUGGCUUGAGAUCCAAGCAUUGUAGUUCGUGCAAUAAGUGUGUCGCUGAUUUUGAUCACCAUUGCAAAUGGCUGAACAACUGUGUGGGCUCCAGAAACUACAGGUGGUUCAUCACUUGUCUGGGUUCAGCUUUUCUGUGCUGCUUGUUUGUCUUCGCUGUCUUCCUGUACAUUUCCAUAGUCUACUGGGUCAACCCAAAGCUCCUUCAUCCAGAGUUAUAUGAUGGUGCUGCAACCACACAGCCAACAGUCACAGCGGAAGAACUGACAACCUCACAACUCCUCAACAGCUCAGCGAGUCCGACAACAGACAUCUCCGACCCUCUGGUAGCUUACCGGAGCGGUCUCAGGAUCUUUGGAGAGGUGUCGGGUACAGCCUUCUUUGUUGUAGCAAUCGUACUCGCCGUUCUGCUAUUAGUAACACUCUGCCUUUUAGGGCAUCUUCUUGGCUUCCAUAUGUUUCUGAUCUGCCAUGAUAUGAGCACCUAUGACUAUGUCAUGCAAGACCGCAACGCUUUCAUCAGUGGCGACGUAGAAGCACAGCAAAAGAAACCAAAGAAAAAAGGCUGUUGCAAGUGCAAUAAUCAAGUUGCGCCGCUGCAGGAGGCCAAGGAAGAAAUUGAAAUGACCGACACUAAAAAAGACAGUACUACAAGCCAACUGGAAUCCAACAACAACUCCAACUCCAACCUACAGCAGCAGCUUGUCAUAUCAGAGCCUCUCAUCAAGCAGAAAGAACAACAGCAGGACAAACAGGAGCCGCAGAGCGUAACAGUUACAGACAGCAAACCCAAGUCAAAGAAGAAAAAGAAGUCCAAAAAGAAAUCCCAACGCAUGCGCUCCCUGACAGCCAGGGAAUCACUCCAGCCUGCGCUGAUGGGCCAUCCUUACCCCCCAUCCCAGAUGAAUCUGGCCAACAGCAUGCCCCAGACCUACCUUGAACAGCACCUAGUCCGGAGGUUUAGCCUUCCCCUGGUCACCCCUGCAGGAAUGCACCCCCAAUACCCUGUAGCUGAGCCUGUGGAGGACCUGUUCUUCACCCAGCAAUUUCCCACAGUGCAACGGCCCAUCACGAAUCCCCAGGAUGGACAAGCCCGUCAGUGGCGCCCGAUCCCCCCUCCCGCAGCCAUCAGCUUCGACUCGCCCACCCCGGCUGUAGACUACCACUCCUCCUCGGCCGAGAGCCUGGUUGAGAUCCCCCUUGGUCGGGCAUAUCACAGAGGGUCCUUCAGCCAUCCUGCACAGAAAGCCUUGCUGCCCGGCGGGAACCAGUUAGUAACCGGUUACCAGCAUCCCUUAGAGAAGCGGCACCUGAGUCACAACAGCCAUCCCAACUUGACGACGAGUGGUAACCAGCAGCAACCGGACAUCAAGCAACUUGGUGCCGGCGUGACCCAUCUGGAAAGCAACACGAACAAUAUGUCUCACUUAAAAAAAUCCAAAAGGACAUCUGCGAGAACUAAGAAAGGAGAAAUGUCGAAUGUUUCGCCUGCUGCAGGACCGCUGAAUGAAAUAGAAAGAACAAAAAGGCAUUCCAUCAAGGAGCCACUGCUAGUGCAGACCGCUCAGGAAGCAGAAUCACAAAUAGUGCCAGAUGCUGAGAGACUCAAUAAAAAAACUGGAAACUCAGGGAGGAGGGCCAAAAAGCAAAGAUCGCCACAGUCUGUGGAGACAACGGCUGAAGUACACCGGCAACUUGAUGAUCAGUCAGAGGUGGCCAUGCAGUCCUCACAUGAUAGCCGGCAACGGAGGAUGCCAGGGCAAGACCAAGAGGCAAAGGUUGACAUAGACCCCCAUCUCCAGGACCGAACCACAUCAGACGCCAGAACUCAGAACGGGCAAGCGCCACCACCCAAGGCUGCCCCAGUGGCCGCGCCAAGGAGGCGAACUCUGAAGUUGGGCCAAGAGCCCUCGGGAAGUCAGACCUCUCUCCACAGCUCCUCCUCCCGUCAGCAUCUCCUGGAAGAUGCGGACGGAGAUAGUAAUCGUCCGUCAUCAGGAAGAUCCAGGAAGGAGCAGCUCCAGGAAAACGGCUCCCACGAUGCCGUAUCCCUCCCCGGUUCCAUCCCCGAGGUCCCACCUUUGGAUCUCGGCCCCCUGGCAGACACCCAUGACUCAAAGGCUGCCUCGGUGACUCAUAGACCGCCUUCCGACCGUGGGUCGCUCUCAGAUGAGCAACUAGUUGAGGGUUACUCCUCUGAGGAAAUGAACUCAAUGCCUAUGUCACGGAGACGAUCCUUGCUGCUGCGUUAUUAGAGCAAGUUAAAACUUGCACAUGAUGUUCCUGUCCCUUUCUUUGUUUUCAUGGACCAUUUAAUGUUUUUCGAAAAUUGUUACUGGAUCUUUAGAAGAUAUUUCAUCCGUGAAACUAUUACGUUAGUGCCAAAGCACAUGAGAUUACUACUUUUCUAUUUUCAUUGCACAAGUGCACUUCUUGGACAUGGAAUUACAACUGCUGAUACUAUCAUGGCAAUAUUCAGAAGUUCGUA
Messenger RNA from Patiria miniata (bat star), 3012 nucleotides. RefSeq names its product palmitoyltransferase ZDHHC1-like. Bases 164 to 2779 code for a protein of 871 amino acids. Gene Ontology annotation, biological process: protein targeting to membrane; peptidyl-L-cysteine S-palmitoylation. Gene Ontology annotation, molecular function: protein-cysteine S-palmitoyltransferase activity. The record is from RefSeq and is a predicted model, not a curated record. NCBI's taxonomy places the organism in Eukaryota, Metazoa, Echinodermata, Asteroidea, Valvatida, Asterinidae. The transcript is spliced from 11 exons. Gene Ontology annotation, cellular component: endoplasmic reticulum; Golgi apparatus.